GGUCCUCCAGGGCUUCUUGUUGUCGUCCCCUCUCACUGGCCGGAGGCUGAGGCUGUGGCUGUGGAGCCUUGGCCGGAUUGAGUCAAACUGCACCGGCGGCGGAGACGAGCGUCGACGAGGACGGCAAGUUGGUUCGGGUGAGGGCAGCUCGGGGCAUCAGCCGACAGUAGGUGAAGUGAUGGCGCUUUUGGUUGGAGAGGCAACUGGUUGGGCGUUUGAAGUUUGGGAUUGACUGAUCAAAGUCAUACUGCUUGGCUGCACACAAGGGGCAAUCUACAGAAACCAAUUUACCUGCCAACUCACGCAUGUGUGAGAAAACCAGAAUAUCCAGAGGAAACAAAAUGUCGACGGGGAUAUGAUGCAACUCCAUACGUAGCACCUGAGAGCUGACACUGUUCAAUUAUGGAUUAGGCUUGCUCAAGUGACUUGGAAUUUGAAAAGUGGGAAAGAAGAUGUCUUGCUGUGAGUUUAUUGUGUUAUACACUAUUCAGAAAAAACAAAAAACAAAGAAAUGGCAUGAUGGUGUUUUAAAGACCAGUUCUUCUGGGAAUAAGGCAACUUUGUAUGACGAUAAAGGACUUUGUCUGGAUCAUAUAUAUAUCAAAUUUGGAGAGAUAAAAUCAGGCAAGGAAUUUGAAAGCGAUCGAUAUUUAAUCACCGUUGAAGAGGAGAAAAUUUCUCAGGAACAGGGCACUAAUUUUGUCAGACAAGAAGAAGUUACAAAACCAGCCAGAACUAAUGUAAUUCUCACAAAUCCAGCUCGAUGUCACUUGCCUGUGGGUCUGAAACGAAAGCAUAUUGGCUUCCAAGGACCUCGGGAGAUAUCAAAGAAACUGACAUUGGAGCAGAAAGAUGAAUUAUGUGAAGUGACUAAAUCCCAGCAGCCAACCACUUCAGUCCAUCAUCUUUAUGCUACUUCACCCCUUUUUUCUACUAUGUGCAUAAAGGAAACCUUAAGUUAUUCUGCUACUUUUCAAAAGGAAUCCUCAGAAACAAAUAAAAGAUGUUUAAAAAGUGAAAGCACACUAUGUUCUAAAUUACCUGGCACACUGGCACUGAGUCAUUACCCUAAGUUGAAGGACAGUGAAGAAAUGAACAUUUCUUAUUCAACAGAUGCUGGGUUUACUACAGUGACUUCCAUUUCUGCAGGGUGUUCCCAUAAUAAUGGAACACAUGAAAAUAAGAGGAGCAAAGAACAAAUUUUAGCACUUCUAGAUGGAAAAAGUGGAUCAAACUGUAGUAGGUUAGAAACUCUUCAAACUUAUCCACAGGAGCCUACAGUUGACACUCACAUUGCUCAUACAACAGAUGUAUCUGACUGUCACACUGGUUUUCCUCCUUGUGAAACGGCGGAUACUAGACUGGUACCACAUCAUGAUAUGGAAUUGCUCACAGACUGUGAUUUAACUGGAAAGUUGUAUGAAAGUUUAGGUAGAGGAAGUUCUUGGAAUAGUCAAGGAAUGCAACAGAAGUGUGAGGAGAAGGAAGAUUCAUCUAAUUUAGGCACAAGUGAACAGACCAAACCAAGGGCGAUUUGUACAACUGUCAGGGAAACAGUGGGCGAUAAUGUUUGCAAGGGAAAUGAAUGUUUUAUCAAAACGGAUAAUCCAUCUAAGGAACUGCUUUCCACAACUGACAAUGAUCAUUUUAAGCAACCAAUUGCACAAGUAGAAUUGGACACCAUUAACGCUAGUAAUUUUGCUGAUAGAAACUUCGAUCUACUCGGUAAACUUAUCUCUGAGAAAAUUGGAACAACUAAUCUGAAUGAAAAUGAAAUAUUACCACAGAGAUCAUUGAACAUGCUUGGUACCUCUUCUGAAUCCAUUCCAGCACUUUCCAAACUUAAAGGUAUGGAGGUCCAUCAAGCUGAACACAUAGAAUUGGAAGCUCAGUCACCUGCUGCUGAAGAGAAGGAUUUGGAUAUAGUUUUGCAUGGAGAGAAACAAACUGAAAUUAAAUGCAGGACUCUCCCAAACACUGUAAAUUUAUCGGAAAAACAUUCUUCAUAUGCUUGGAAGAAAUCUAUACAUGAACGGAAAGAGCCCAGGUCAAAAACUGAUAACUUCUCUGUCAUUCAUCCUCUAGAAGACACCAUCUCAGUGUUAAAGUCUUUAGCUGAACAUAGCACUGCAAUAGAAAGUUUAGAAAAGCUUAAUGUACAGAAACAUGUUGUAGACUGUGCAAUUAAUGGGGACCUGGAACAAGCAUUUAAUAAGUCAGAAGCAUUUACUGGGGGAAUGAGUGCCGAGAAUGAGGAUUUAAAGUACUGUGGUAUUUUAAGCCAGAAUCCCGGUUACUGCUCUCCAGAUUAUAAUGCAGCUAAAGUUUCAGCAGAACCUUCUUCCCAUUGUCGAAGGAAUUCAUCCACGGAAUUCCCCUGUUUGGCUGAGGCUGCAAAAUAUGUUGGAAUGUUUGAAGAACAUUUAAAUGAUAACUGUGUUGAAAGAGUAACAGUUUCUGAGAGACCACUUAGAACACUACAGGCAGCUGAAUUUAAAGGGUACCAGGUGAAGGGCUCAGCAACCAGUGACACAGUGAUCAGAAUUCCAACAGAUGAAUUAGAGCUUGAAGAAGACUUUGAAACUUUGCAUCAAAUUCCAAGAUGCUUGACAACAGAGACCAGUUUUGUAUUAUCAAAAAGUUCAAGCAAUGGCUUGUUUAAGAUUGCAGAUUUACCAAUGGAUGCACCAAGUCUCCAAGAUGAGAGCAAUUUUAAAGCUGCUGCAGAAGACGUGUGUGCUUGGUAUAAAGAUGAUCAAGUACCAGUGGAUCCUGUUUUAUCAUCAUACAUUCCCGAUUGGCUUAAUUCUUCUGCUUCACAUUCUGACUUUGAACCCAGGCAGUGGAACUUUCACAAGGUAAGAUCUCCAGUGCAACAGGUGUCUUCAGAGGAUGCAUUUGUGGACAAUGUGCUCAGAUGCUCAAAUGACAGUAAUGUGGGAGAACGUGAUUAUUCAGUGCCAAAUCACCAGCUGCGAGCCAGCAGAUGUUCCUUUGGUAAUGAAACGGCUGAUAGUUUUGUGAAAGAUGGAGAGUCGAGAAUCCAACCAGCCUUAAGACUAAGAAGUCCUCUUGUAACUUUGCCUGCAACAAACAAAAGCACCAGUCAGGCUCUUCCAUCAAAUUUUUUUUCAAGUGUAAUUGAACCCCACACUCAGUGCUCAGCUAUUUAUACAGUGAAUAGUCGGGUUUUAUGUGACUCUUCAGAAAAGUACAUGAACAAUAAUUGUAAUAUUUCUGAAAGCACUGAUCCUUACAUCAAUAAAUAUUCAAAACCAAUAGACCUUCAUUCAGCUUUACAAAGUGGAUCCAACAAGUGGCUGAAAUAUCAAAUUUCAACACCAACCAAUCCAGCAUCCCUGAAUGAUGAUGACCACAGUGAAGAAAAUCAUAUGUUUAAGCAAGGGAAUGAAAAAGCACCAGCAAUUCAGGAAAAUAUAAAAGAGUCACUUUCUGUUCAGCUAAUAAAAGACGAACUGCUCAAACAGAAUGGAAGUAUAUUGGCAGAAAAUAAAACCUGUUCUGCAACAAGCAUUAGUUCCAUAUGUAAAGGGUACAGUGUACCACGCAAAGCAAGUUGUAUUCUUAACAGGAAAUGUUCUAACAUCACCUCACUUUCUGAGUUGCACUUCCCCAAACCUGAUGUAGCACAAGGAGUGAAGACUCUUAAGAGACAAGUAACUAUUCCAGCUACCUUCCUCAAUGCUGCACAUUAUAAAGACGUUUUCAUAGCAGUAAUAACAGAACAUCUCAACGUUUUGCUCUAUGAUCUAUCUCAAAAAUUUCACAGAGCUUUGUCAAAAGUUGACAUGUCUCAAUAUUCUUCAGAAAAAGCAAGCAAUACUAAAAAAGAAGGAAAUUAUGUCCCCCUUUGUCAACAUCAACAGCCUGCCAAGCUUGUCAUGGUUAAAAAGGAAGGUCCAAAUAAGGGUCGUUUAUUUUAUACUUGUGAUGCCUCAAAAACCGACCAGUGUAAAUUUUUCAAGUGGUUCGAUCUUGUUCAGCCCAUUGAAUUGAGUCAGAAAUUAGAGCCUCAGUCAAAAUUGGAGCUGACUGAUGCCCGGAGUUUGGGUGCCUUCAUUAGAAGCCAAAAUGUUCCAUUAUACUGUGAAUGUCAACUCCACAUAAGGAAAGCAUCUGGUUUUCAAAGAAAACAAUUUUAUCGUGGCAAGUGGAAAGAAUCAUUAAAGGAUGAGAAUUUGGAAAACUGCUGUAAGACUAAAUUGUAUCUUUGGUUGAGCAGGAAAGAGCACUCAUCAGUCUACAGUAAAGAUGAUCUCUGGGUUAUAUCAAAAACAUUGAAAUUUGAUCCGCUUGACACUUUCAUUGCAUGCAGUGUUUUCUAUGGGCCAUCAUCAACCAGUGAAAUAGAACUUCUCCCACUGAAAGGCUAUUCUCCUUCUAACUGGCCUGCAGACAUGGUUGUUCAUGCUUUGUUCGUUGGUAAUGUUAGCACGGAGCUAACUUCUCUGAGAAAUCUGCAGGAAAAUGUUCACCUAGCUUCCCUUCCUCUGAUGCCACACUUGCUCAAAAUGCCUGGUGAUAUAGAUGAAACAAUAAACAACUCUGCAAGGCAACAGUUUGUUUCUCCUACAUUAAUGAAGCCGUCAGUAAUGAGUGGAUUGUUAUGUAAAGAAAAGACAAUGAUGUUGGCAAUGGAAAUGAUACAGAAGUUCCACCUGAAUACAGAUCAAGGAGCUGCCUUCAGACAGGUAGCUCUUAUGAUGGCAAAAGAAGAAAAUUCCCAGGAUCUCAUUCUGCCAGUCACUGUCAUACAUGGUGUCUAUGGAGCUGGGAAGAGCUAUCUAUUAGCUGUUAUGAUUUUGUUCCUUGUACGUCUUUUUGAAGAAAGUGAAGCAACUGAAGGCGCCAAACAAGUUCAAUGGAAACUUCUCAUCUCUGCCUCUACCAAUGUUGCUGUGGACAGAGUGCUACUUGGGCUUCUGGAACUUGGAUUUGAUAAAUUUAUCAGAGUUGGGAGUAUUCGGAAGAUUGCUAAAUCCAUCUUGCCAUAUGGUUUACAUGCAGGUAGUGAUACUGAAGAAAUACGAGAACUACAGGCUCUCCUCAAGGAUGAUCUGACGCCAGUAGAAAAAGUGCAUGUGAGGAGGUGUAUUGAACAGCAUAAACUGGGCAGGAACAGAGCAAUGCUCAAAGAGGUGCAAGUGGUGGGAGCUACUUGUGCUGCUUGCCCUUUUCAGUGUAUGAACAACCUGAGCUUUCCAUUGGUGUUACUGGAUGAAUGCAGCCAAAUUACAGAACCAACUUCUCUCCUUCCUAUUGCGAGGUUUGGAUGUGCAAAGUUGAUCCUUGUUGGAGACCCAAAGCAGUUGCCACCUACAAUCCAAGGCUCUGAAAGUGUUCAUGACGCUGGUUUGGAACAGACUCUCUUUGACAGAAUGUGCUUGAUGGGUCAUAAACCUAUUAUGCUUAGGACUCAGUACAGAUGCCAUCCUACUAUAAGUGCUAUAACCAAUGAACUCUUCUACAAUGGUAGUCUUAUUGAUGGUGUUUCUACUUUGAAUUUGAAACCUUUAUUGGACUGGUUGCCUACACUUUGCUUUUAUAAUGUCAAAGGACAUGAACAGAUGCAGAUGGAUGGCAGCUACCAUAAUCUGGAGGAAGCAACAUUCACUGCAAAACUCAUCCAGUCCUUGAUAGCUAGUGGAAUCGAAGGAUCUAUGAUUGGAGUGAUAACAUUAUACAAAUCUCAGAUGUUCAAGUUAUGUGGAUUACUUAAUUACACUGCUCAAUGUGACCUGGCUGAGAUUAAAGCAGUUCAGGUUUCAACAGUGGAUGCUUUCCAGGGAGCAGAGAAAGAAAUUAUUGUGUUGUCUUGCGUGAGGACUCGACAAGUUGGAUUUAUAGACUCUGAAAAAAGAAUGAAUGUUGCUCUGAGCAGAGGAAAAAGACAUUUGCUAAUAGUAGGCAAUCUGACUUGUCUUAGAAACAAUAGACUAUGGGAAAAAGUGAUUCAUCACUGUGAAGGAAAAGAAAAUGGCUUGAAGCAUGCAUGGCAGUGUGAACCAGAGCUAGAAAAGAUUUUAAAAUCUUAUGAUGACCAGAAGUUAACAGAAAAUGGCCAGAAAGAAAAAAGAAAACUAAAGUCCAGAAGCAGAUUUGUUCUGCCUGAAGGGGACAAUCAGACAAUUAAUACCUCAGAAAUUUCUGAAGUAAAUGAAACACAAGAGAUGUAGGAUUGGCUAAAUUAUCCAAGCUGAUUAAUCACUGGCAAGUCACUUAAUUUAUUACUCCUCCUUUGGAGCAUGUAUCCCAUGAAUGCCUCCCAAAUCAUUUAGAAAAUUCAGUCUUUGUUUAUGUCUAUCAAUACAGCAGGGGGAUUGUCCAAGUACCAAGGGGAGGAAUUAAGAUGCAUCUUUUGAACUAGCUACAAGGCAGCUAAAGGACUGAAUUAUAGUGUUAGUCCAGCCACAUUGCAGACUUGCCAUCUAUAGUGCACACUCAGUUUUCCCAGAUCCUUUGUAGCAUAAAAUUAAGGGGUGAGGUGUGAACUCCUUCCCCCCACUGCCACCAGCAAUAUUUCUGAUUCAGUGAUAGAUCCAAUUGUAGAGCAGGAGAUCUUUUGAUGUGCAAUCUGAUCUCCAGUUCACCUCAGAACCAUGGAACAUCUAGGAAUCAAGCAACCCAGUUUGGUCCCAUGUGUAACAGAAAUGUCAAUUUAAAGCCACAAAAGUAUCAUAUUUGUUUUCCAGUUGAAACUGCGUGUCCUCCUGAGUCCACCAAAUUUAAUGGCCUGGAAUAAAUAGAAAGCCAUGUGAAAUGACAAAAGGCUGACACCGCAAGAUCACAACUGAAUUUUCCAGUUUCCUUUUCCCCUGUUUUAUUGCCAUCCAUGUGUCCCCAAGCCUACAUUUCCUCCAUGUACCAUUUGCUCCUUACUAUUUCACAUUUUAUCAUUACUAUACUCCUUCAGCCUGCUUCUAAACAUUUCUUUAAGUUAGUGUAUAGGAAUAGGAGCAUUUAAGUAUGAAAUGCUUUAUGCUUUAAACUUAUUUUAAAAAAAAGGCAAAGAUAUCAACAUAUGACCCAUAACAUUACAUAACAACCGAGAAGAACACAAAACAUUACAAUGCAUGGAAUGACAACAAAAAGAGUGAAUUCAGUUGACACAAGUGCAUCAAUUUUAUGCUGAUUGGUCUGAAAGGAACACGGAACUCGAUCUUGAGUGACAAGAAGGUAUACUUCAAGAUGAUCAGAUAGAAUUUUGUCUGGUGGAUAUGGAAAAUGAUAACCUUUUUCCUCCUAGCAGCCAAAUUUAAAAUAUAUGUAGGAACUGACUUGUUGUUGGAGAUGUUUCCUUCUGAAUGCAAGGAGAAGUGUUGGGUUGUAUUUAAUUGCACAUUUUAUAAUCACAUCUGCCUUCAAACCAAAGUCCUGCAAAGUAAUAAAUCAAUAAGAUGCCGUUAUGUUGUAACAUAGCAUUUAGCUUCCAUUCCUGCAAUUCAACAAAACCCCCAUCAGUAGGAGGGUUUGGUAGUAGACUUUUCUCUGCAGCUGCUAUUACAUGUUUUUGGCUUGGUGAAUUUUUUACUUACAUGUUUCCCUUCUCAUUAAAUUGUGUUUUUCGUUAAUCUGAUAUGGCAAAGUGCAUUGUUUCUACAACGGCGGUGGCUCAUGUCGGGUGCAGUCUGGUUAACGUUUCUUGCUUGAAGCAGAACUAUACUUACCCAUAUUCGUCUUACAUAAGGCUAACAUCAGACAAAAUAAAAAUUUAUUCAUCCACUACUUCUGGGUUGGUCUUGAAUACUAGUCUCAGAAAGAAAUGAACAAAGUGAUAAUCUGUUUUCCAGUUUCAGCAUGCUUUUUCAUUCUUUUAAUAAUUUAAGCUUUCCAUUUACCAAUCUAACCAAAAGAGAAUAGAUUCAACCUAGCUGUAAUAAGUAGGUAUGAGCAACAAACACUUGGGGUGAAUAAAUAAAAUCAGCACUAAAUUGCAGGGUAGCUUGUAAAUAUUUAUUUGUAUGCAGAAAUAAUAUAUUUUAGAUCAUCAGAAAAUUGAGAAAUAUCUUAGAAUUUCAUUUUUCUGACAUUUAUUCAUUUCAUUUAAUUGUUUAAAUAGCUAGAAAUCAAUGUUUAGAAGUUUUAAGAAAAUUACUGCAAUUUACUGUGAUAUGAACAAUAGUAAAUACUUUGUAUAGUAAUAAAGGAAAAUUAUACAUUGUACAGACCACAUUUAACAAAAUAAAAAUUGAUUUACUGUAAGUACUUUCAAUCUUUGUUCUAAGCAAUGGAAAAUGCUUAACAUUUCCUUUAGUGUUGUAAAUAGUUUUGUAAUACUGUACUG
This is a messenger RNA of Hypanus sabinus (Atlantic stingray), 8305 nucleotides long. RefSeq names its product protein ZGRF1-like. The transcript is spliced from 32 exons. Gene Ontology annotation, molecular function: zinc ion binding; helicase activity. Gene Ontology annotation, cellular component: site of double-strand break; nucleus. Bases 453 to 6197 code for a protein of 1914 amino acids. The record is from RefSeq and is a predicted model, not a curated record. Lineage: Eukaryota; Metazoa; Chordata; Chondrichthyes; Myliobatiformes; Dasyatidae. Gene Ontology annotation, biological process: double-strand break repair.